ACUUGAGCCAUAUGGUAUGGAAUAACAAGGAAUGUGAAAGAAAAUGAAUUGCAAGCAGGAAAUUAUGGAACGUUAUAUCUCAACAAGUAAAGCCAUGAUGAAAUAAAAAAUUGAAUAGUAGAACAGAAACUAAGCAUAAGACAUUCAAACGUAUAUGUAUAUGUAUCUGAAAAAAGCUUGCAUCUAGUGACAGUAAGAAGAAUGUGUGACGAAGGAAAUUGCAGAUAUUUCAACCGUCAAAAACAGUGCCAAUACUUAAUCACUCACAUCAAUCAGAUCAAAUGCUCAUAGGUCUGACAUUGAAAAUAUGCGCUCACGUUCGCAAGUGCUGAACUCUGUAUAUACCCAGUAUAUGUAUAUACAACAUUACAGUAUAAUGCUCCCGUUUAUGGUUUUAUUGACAGUCAGCUGCCGUUAAACUAUCUAAAAGGGAUAUACGAGUGCUUGCGUAUUUAUUGCGGACUCAUUAAUCAUGCACCCGUAGCACAUUUUGCUUUGUCAGCAUUGGUUAACAAAUUGUUUAUAAUCAACUGAACAUAAUAAAUAUCGUAAAGACAGGAAGAAUUUCCCAACGCUUUGUAGAAUAAACACGAAUUUAAUACAUCAAAACGUAUAUACUCGUACAUAUGCAGCAUGGGGGCGAAUUCGUCGAGCAGAUCGGAUGCAAGUCUGCUCAGCGAUGAAGAUGUGAAUUUUGAUCAUUUUCAAAUAUUGCGGGCGAUUGGCAAGGGAAGUUUUGGCAAGGUGUGCAUUGUACAGAAACGUGAUAGCGGCAUACUCUAUGCCAUGAAAUAUGUCAGUCGUUCAGCGUGCGAAUCGCGUGGAGCGCUCGGUGGCGUCAUCAAAGAAGUUGAGUUGCUUGCAUCGCUGGAACAUCCAUUUCUGGUGAAUUUGUGGUUUUCAUUUCAAGAUGAGGAGGAUUUAUUUAUGGUUUGUGAUUUGCUGACUGGUGGUGAUUUAAGGUAUCAUCUACAAAAUCGGGUGGAAUUCAGCGAAAAAAGUGUUGCCUUAUUAGUGUGUGAGUUGGGAAGUGCUUUAGAAUACUUGCAGAAGCAAAGGGUAGUGCAUAGGGAUAUCAAGCCAGACAACAUUCUUUUGGAUGGUGCUGGUCACGGACAUUUGACUGAUUUUAACAUAGCGACGAGACUGCAAAAGGAUGGACUUGCGUGCAGCAUGUCUGGGACCAAACCAUAUAUGGCGCCAGAGGUGUUUAUGUGUGCAUUAGAGGAAAUAGCGGGUUACAGUUAUCCGGUCGACUGGUGGUCCCUCGGCAUAGUUGCAUACGAAAUGCGUGCCAAUGCGCGACCUUUCAUCGUACAUUCCAAUACGGGAUUGGCGGAGGUAAAGCAUAUUUUAAACGCACCGGUGCAUUAUCCCCGUUAUUGGAGUCAUGAUUUCAUCGAUUUGCUGACAAAACUGCUCUGCGUGCAUCCGGGCGCACGUAUUAGCUCUCAACAGGAGAUACAACAAACACCGUUGUUACGACACAUGGACUUCAAAAGUAUACUAGAGAAAAAAACGAAACCAACAUUCAAGCCACCUGAGGAUCACCUCAACUGCGAUCCCUGCUUAGAGCUGGAGGAAAUGAUUGUCGAAACGAGACCGCUGCACAAGAAAAAGAAACGUUUAGCCAAACAGCGAUCAGCACAACGCGACAGCGAUCCUGAAACGGUACUCAUCAAAGAGUUCAUCGUCUACAAUAGAUACAAGGAGCUGAAACGAAAGGCAAUGGAGAAGAAAGAAAACGAUUGGCAACGCGAACUCGAACAUGCUAUGGCCAAUUCGAUUGUGACUAGUUUGGCGCCAAUCCAAGAGAAGCCGUCAAUGCAUUUCAGUGGCGAUAGCGAUAAUGACGACAGUGUCGGCGGGAAUAAGUCGACGAACAAUGGAAAUGUUACCACAGUACAAACUGAAAUUGUGAAUUCAAAUUCAUCUGUGUCCACAACUACAACAACAAAUACAUUAAGUAUUAACACGCUUACGACUACAACAAUUACGGGGGGCGCUACAGCGCUGCCGCCAAUUUGUACAAAAUGCCAACAUCAUAGCCCGCUAAUGGAAUUAGCAACGUCGCAACAAACCAAAAUACAACUCUCAUCGGGCACAAAGGAUAGCGAAAACAUAGAAUUUAUCGAUCGUACACCGUCACCAUCGACAACAAACGCCAUCACGGUGAGAACGCCAGUGGUGACAAGGAAAACUCACGCAACAACAAAAGCGAAUAUAGUGUAGAGGAACUGUUGUUGGCGAAUUAACUAGGGAAUACUCGAAUUAAAUGUAAAAGCACACAUAAAUAUUGUAGGAAGACGAGUAUGUAUAUGUAAGUAAUUAAGUUCAACGAAUGAAGUAAUUGAACACUUAAUUGGAACUGAAACUAUUACUACUAUUAAGGGAAACUUUUUAUGCGGAAUGGAAGCCACUUACAUUCAUUUUACUAAUGUUCAUGUGUAUUGACCUUCAAUUCAUGUGCAUAUUAAGCUCCACUUAGGAUGAUUUUUAAAUUGAGUAUAGUUUACAUUGAACACAAAAAGCUCGAGGAAAACCACAAUAAUGACUCAAACGUCUUCAUUAUGGAUCUGUCUGUCAACGAGGUUCUGAUUCGGAAAGCGAAAUUGAGCGUUCUGGUGAAAAAUGGUGAUAUCAGCAGAGUCAAACCUGUCAUCUCUCUUAAAUAUCAUUCAUUCGCCUGGCGACGGAAGAAAUCGCCGAAAUGAACAUCAAUACUUCUUGUUCAAAAUACUCAGUGAAGUGAAAGAGAUUGAGAGUAAAAUCCGAUUAAAAGUGAAUAGCUUCCGCUUUCAAAAGGCAUAGAAGAUCAGUGAGGCAGAGAAAAACAUCUGAUUAAAAACUUCUUGGAAAUUUGAUAACACAGAAUGAUUUUAAUACUCGUAGUGGGAAAAAUAAAUACCAGCAAAUUAAGUCAACAAAUUGUAAGUAUUUGAGGAAGUACAUAUGUAUGUAUGGGAAUACUCUGAAAAGAAAACACAAAUAUAAAUAAUUGUAAAUAAAAAAUUAUCAGCUAUUCUUGAUGUGUAAAUUACAGAGAGUGUAAUGUUGACAUUUGUUUGAAAAUACGCUGCUGACUGCCGUGGAGAGCUGUUGUACUUGCUACAUACAUACAUAUAUCGAACAGAUGUAAUCAAAAUAUAAAAUAAAUUUUAUUAAAUAGACGUUUACUCUUCGGAUGUUACUGUGCCGGGGUGUAAAACUACAUUUUUGUACAAGAGUACUCAAAGAACCCCUAUAGAAGAACAGAACCAAAUACAAUGUAUUUUAUAGUUUCAUAUGCUUUGUCAUUAAAAAUGUUAAAAAAAAACUAAUUUUGAGUUACAAAAUUGUUCAAAAACAUAAAAUAAGUGAUCGACGAAAUCUUAAUUUUUAUUUUAAUAAUCAAAAAAAAAAAACUUAAUUGUCACUAAAUUAAUCCCAUAUGUUCGGAUGUUUGAGCCAAACGAAAGCGCUCAUGGAAAAAAACCCUUUUGAUAUUAUUCGUUUACACACGACUUGGAAAUUGUUAAAUUUUUAGUAGUAUAUAAAAAUAAAGCAAUUAAAACGCAGCUUUAAGAUUUCAUUAUUAAAAAAAAUAAUAAUUUAAACAACAAAAGAGGAAUAUUUUAAUGAGCACGACAAAACAAAAUGAUAAUGAAUUAAAUAUAAACUAUUUUUGUAAAUUAAAAAAUCAUAACUGAACAUUUGAGGGAUUCGUUCUUAAUGGACAUUCAAUUAUAAAUAAUAGUAUAUUAAUUAGCAAGAAAUAAAGUGCUAAAAUCAUUUUCAAAAUAAUUCUCAGCAUUUGUAAAUUUUUAAGGAUUCGAAAGCAUUUAGCAUACAUACAUACAUAUAUUUAUGAGUAUUUAAAUAUUUACGUUAAGUAACUUUCAUGGUGAUUCGAAAAUCAAUUAACCUGUAGACAAACUAAAACCAAAGAAUGUAAUUUUAAGCCCACCACUAAUAUAAUUAUAGCUAUUUUUUCGAUAUGGGAUCAGAUAGUUUAAGAAAACUAAUAAAUAAUAACGAAAUAUGAAGAACAUAUAAUAAAAUUAAAUAUUCAAUGUCAAUAAAAAUUAAAA
Messenger RNA from Zeugodacus cucurbitae (melon fly), 4070 nucleotides. Its product is annotated as serine/threonine-protein kinase 32A. Gene Ontology annotation, biological process: protein phosphorylation; G protein-coupled receptor signaling pathway; regulation of signal transduction. Gene Ontology annotation, molecular function: ATP binding; G protein-coupled receptor binding; G protein-coupled receptor kinase activity. Lineage: Eukaryota; Metazoa; Arthropoda; Insecta; Diptera; Tephritidae. The transcript has 9 exons. Bases 634 to 2232 code for a protein of 532 amino acids. The record is from RefSeq and is a predicted model, not a curated record.